ACCGUGAGCUUGCCGCAAGGUGGACGCGAACCUAACAACUACAAACUUCUCAUGCGCACUGUAGCUCCAACACUACGCAUUACUGAAGCCCUUGAAUCUGCCACGACGUCAUUAACGUCUGCGCAGUUGGCAGCGGCUGUUGACGUUCUCGAACACACUGGGAAAAUUUUGCGUUGUGGUCCGCGCGCCCGUGUGAUAGUGCAACAUUCCGUAUGGAUUUAACAAUCUCUAGCGUGACUUCUGUAAGGACACACUCUCCUGCUGUGUGUACUAGUCACCACACACGUUUGGUUUGUGUUUUGUUCGAUGUGGGCAGGUUCUGAGGACGUACGAGGCUGCUAGAGACUAAGGAAAGUAUAUGUUAGCCAGCUAACUGCUGUCAGUCAGUCUGAAAGUGACAGUAAAACUUCCCUAACAAGUGACUGCGACGUCCUGUUGGGGCUUAAACCUGCUGUUCCUGUGACUUUGGAUCAUCACUUCGCAUGAAAGAGGAGGAAUGGCGUUGAGCACUAAGCUGUGUCGUGUGACUCUCGGGGUCGAGGGUAUGACCUGCGGCUCCUGUGUUCAGUCCAUCGAGGGCCGGAUUGGGAGUCUGACAGGUGUCAUUCAUGUACAGGUGUCUCUGGAGCUGAGCAAUGCAACUGUGACAUAUGACAACACUUUCCAUAGUCCAGCAUCCUUAGCAGAGGCCAUUGAAGAUAUGGGCUUUGAGUCCAGCCUGACAAACGCUACAUCAACACCAGUUCAAACAGAAACCAAAGUCUUCAGCAAAGCAGGCUGUAGCACAGACUCUGUCCAACUGGCACGGAGCGCACUGGCCCAGACGAAAGGAGUGCUUGAGACGCAGGAGAGCGAUGAUAACCAAAGCCUGUCCGUCACGUUUGUCCCGUCUCUGGUCAGUGUGGAGCAGCUUGGGGAAGUGAUGCGCCUCCUGGCUCCUGAAGCGCUCAGUCCACAGGAAGGGCCGACUUCUCGCAGCUCGAGCGGGGUAGAGGCGGUGAAGAUGCGUAUUGAAGGAAUGGUUUGUCUGUCCUGCACUACAACCAUCGAGGGCAAGAUUGGGAAGUUAAAAGGGGUUGAGAAGAUUAAAGUCUCUCUAGAAUCCCAGGAAGCUGCUGUACUUUACCUGCCUUAUGUCAUCACGGUGGAAGAGAUUGUGAAACAGAUCGAGGUGGCUGGUUUCAAGGCCAUCGUUAAGUCCAAACCUCGUCAGUUAAAGCUUUCGGCUAGUGAAGUAGAGCGUUUGCUCGGCUCUCCCAAACAGACCGCCUCCUCUCCAGAGGAGAAGGUUUCCGAACCUUCCACAGACUCCAGGAUCACCACACUGUUUCAGGUUACAGGAAUGCACUGCAAGUCUUGUGUGGUAAACAUUCAGGACAAUAUAUCCAAGCUGCCUGGAGUGAGCUCAGUUGUCGUGUCCUUGGAGAACAGACAAGCUUCAAUUCAGCACAACCCAAAACAAGUCUCAGUGGUGGAGCUACAGAAAGCCAUUGAGGCCCUUCCUCCAGGGAAUUUUAAAGCUAUUAUCCCAACUUCACCAGAGCCAAGCUUCCUCCAGCCUCUGGUAUCAGUAGCGGAGAUCCACAUCGAGGGCAUGACCUGCGGCUCCUGUGUUCAGUCCAUCGAGGGCAUGAUCUCUCAGAAGAAGGGAGUGAGAUCAGCCCAAGUGUCACUGGCCAAUCAUCAGGGAACCUUUGAGUAUGACCCUUUACUGACAUCCCCUGAAGAGCUGAGGGCCUCCAUAGAGGACAUGGGCUUUGAUGCCUUUCUGCCUGAGACAAAUUCAUUGGUGCCUUCAGUGGUCAAAAGCCCAUCGUCUGUCCGCAGCUUAUCGUUAUCUCCAGUCUGGUCAACUGUGAAAGAGAACGAAGCAGAGAGUGACGCGGAGCCUUCAACAAACACUAUUUCCAAAUGUUUUAUCCAGAUUGGAGGAAUGACCUGUGCCUCCUGCGUGGCCAACAUUGAGAGGAACCUCAAGAAUGAGCAUGGUGUACACUCCGUUUUGGUUGCACUGAUGGCCAGUAAAGCCGAGGUUCGAUACAGCGCGUCAAUCACUGAUCCUCAGAGAAUAGCGGAGUUUAUCCGAGAGCUCGGUUUCACUGCCACAGUCAUGGAGAAUUACGAGGGCUCAGAUGGAACCCUGGAGCUCGUGGUCAGAGGGAUGACAUGUGCCUCCUGUGUUCACAAAAUUGAGUCUAACUUGAUGAAGCAGAAGGGCAUCCUUUAUGCUUCGGUUGCAUUGGCGACUAAUAAAGCCCACGUCAAGUAUGACCCAGAAGUGACCGGCCCUCGAGAUGUAAUCAGAUGGAUCGAGAACAUGGGAUUUACAGCCUCUCUAGUGAAGAAAGAUCGUCCUGGAAGUCACUUGGAUCACAGCCAUGAGAUCCAACAGUGGAAAAGAUCGUUCCUCAUCAGUUUGUUUUUCUGUGUGCCGGUCAUGGGCAUGAUGAUCUAUAUGAUGGUCGUGGAUCACAUGAUGGACAUGUCCCACCACCAUAACAUCACAGCUGAGGACAGAGCGAAGUACCACUCCACCAUGUUCCUGGAGAAACAGCUUCUGCCAGGCCUCUCCAUCAUGAACCUGAUCUCGUUUCUCUUUUGUAUCCCUGUGCAGUUUAUCGGUGGGCGGUAUUUCUACUGUCAAGCCUAUAAAGCUGUCAAGCACCGGACGGCCAAUAUGGAUGUCCUGAUUGUACUGGCAACAACGAUCGCAUUCACAUACUCUGUGGUGAUUCUUCUGGUUGCCAUGGUAGAGAGGGCAAAGGUGAACCCCAUCACCUUCUUCGAUACUCCACCCAUGCUGUUUGUGUUCAUCUCGCUGGGCAGGUGGCUGGAGCAAAUAGCAAAGAGUAAGACUUCUGAGGCUCUGUCCAAGCUGAUGUCUUUACAGGCGACAGAGGCCACCGUUGUUACACUGAAUGAUGAUAUGUCUGUGUUAAGUGAGGAGCAGGUGGAUGUUGAGCUGGUGCAGAGAGGAGAUGUUGUGAAGGUUGUGCCUGGAGGGAAGUUUCCAGUGGAUGGCCGAGUAAUUGAAGGACACUCCAUGGCAGACGAGUCUCUCAUUACGGGUGAAGCCAUGCCUGUCACUAAGAAGCCGGGGAGCACCGUUAUCGCAGGCUCUAUCAAUCAGAACGGCUCUCUGCUGAUCAAAGCCACUCAUGUGGGCACAGACACCACCCUCUCUCAGAUCGUCAAACUGGUGGAGGAAGCACAGACUUCAAAGGCUCCCAUCCAGCAGUUUGCAGAUAAGAUCAGUGGCUACUUUGUCCCGUUCAUCGUUGCGGUCUCCUUCCUGACUCUCGUAGCCUGGAUUGCGAUCGGCUUUGUGAACUUUCCACUUGUGGAAAAGUAUUUCCCUGGUUAUGAUAAGAGCAUCUCUGAGACAGAGGCCGUCAUCCGCUUCGCCUUCCAGGCCUCCAUCACUGUCCUCUGCAUCGCCUGCCCCUGCUCGCUGGGUCUCGCCACCCCCACGGCGGUAAUGGUGGGAACAGGGGUGGGAGCGCAGAAUGGGAUCCUCAUCAAGGGAGGAGAGCCGUUAGAGAUGGCACACAAGAUUCAGUCUGUGGUGUUUGAUAAAACCGGCACCAUUACAUACGGAGCUCCCAAAGUGGUCCAGGUGAAGAUGCUGGCUGAAGGGAAUCGGAUGCCACGCUCUAAACUGCUGGCGAUCAUUGGCACCGCUGAGAAUAACAGUGAACAUCCGCUGGGUGCUGCCAUCACCAAAUACUGCAAACAGGAGUUGGGUACGGAGUCACUUGGCACCUGUACAGAUUUUCAAGCUGUGCCAGGUUGUGGGAUCAGGUGUCUGGUCAGCAACACAGAGAACUUGCUGAAGAGAGAGGACAGCGACAGUGAGGAGAACCAGCGCAAUGCUGUCUUGAUUCAGAUCAGUGACACUAGAGCCCACAGCAAUGACCACCCGCUCAUCAUGGACCCACAGCCUCUCACUAUAGUCCAGACGGCCUCGUACACUGUGCUGAUAGGAAACAGAGAGUGGAUGAGGAGGAACGCGCUGCAGGUGCGAGCAGAUGUUGAUGAAGCCAUGACGGAGCACGAGAAGAGAGGACGCACUGCAGUUCUGGUGGCUGUGGACAAUGAGCUUUGUGCCAUGGUGGCCAUAGCAGACACAGUGAAGCCUGAGGCCGAGCUGGCCGUCCACACGCUUACAGCAAUGGGGCUGGAGGUCGUGCUGAUGACCGGAGACAACAGUAAAACAGCUCGAGCUAUCGCUGCACAAGUGGGCAUCAGGAAGGUGUUUGCAGAGGUCUUGCCGUCUCACAAGGUGGCGAAAGUUGAGCAGCUCCAGCAGGCGGGAAAACGCGUAGCCAUGGUUGGCGAUGGAGUGAAUGACUCCCCCGCACUGGCCAUGGCAGACGUUGGCAUUGCGAUAGGCACCGGCACAGAUGUGGCUAUUGAGGCUGCCGACGUGGUGCUAAUCAGGAAUGAUCUUCUUGACGUUGUUGCGAGUAUCGACCUUUCUAAGAAGACUGUAAAAAGAAUCAGAAUCAACUUUGUAUUUGCACUAAUCUACAAUCUUGUGGGGAUUCCCAUUGCUGCAGGUGUGUUUAUGCCUGUGGGUUUGGUGCUGCAGCCCUGGAUGGGCUCUGCUGCGAUGGCUGCCUCAUCAGUGUCUGUAGUGCUGUCCUCGCUUCUACUCAAAUGUUACACUAAACCCACUGCUGAGAAACUAGAAAGACGACUGGGCGUGAUGAGAAAACAAAGCAGCCUAUCAGAUGUCAGCGUUCACAUCGGCAUGGGAGAGCUGCGUCGGUCCUCGCCCAAACUCAGCCUGCUGGACCGCAUCGUCAACUACAGCCGGGCCUCCAUCAACUCGCUCCGCUCGGACAAACACUCGAUGAACAGCAUGGCCCUCAGCGAGCCCGACAAGCACUCUCUGCUGGUGGGGGACGCUCACUGCGACGAAGAGAUCGUUUGAGGCUCUCCGGCGCCUUGCUUUACCUCAGUGCCUGUAGACGAGCAGGAUCUGUGUCCAAGUCCAACAUUCAAUCAGGUUCCUCAUGAAUAUGACCACAGUUGUGCUCUCACUGUGAUGCGGCAUGAAUUGACGCUUUGAUUGUGCAUCGCUAUAACACGAGGCUUUCUGACAGUCUCUGUUUACACUGAGUCGGCCAUUUUAUGAUGACAAUCCAUAUGAGUAAAAGCAGCUACUCCGCAGAUUGUCUUCAAAAAGUUUUAAAUCAAAUUUAUUUUUGUGAAAAUGACAAUUUAAGAGGGAUUUAUUGUGUUUAAUGGUAAUGAUUAAGUGGAUAUUUAUUACAACAUUUAUUUAUAGCAUUUUAUGUAGUUUUUGUCUGACAUGAAGGAAUGUGAAGAUUUCUUUUAAACGUGAACAAAUGAACUCUAUUUUCUAAGGCCGUUUCGGCUGCGCGCAGUACAUUCCAAAGAAAGCAGUGUUCCAAGGAUUGGUGAACCGUCGUUCGUAAUCAGGAAUGAUCGGGCCACAAGUUAGUAACCAAGAAAACCGUAGGAUGUUCAGCAUACUCAUUUUUUUUUAUUGUUUGUAACACUUGAGCUGCCUUUGCUAUAUUUAAAUGUGCUCUUGCGCUUUUAAAUGUAUUGUUUUUUGCUAGCUUGACUUUGUUUUAAAACCUAAUGCUCUGUCUGAACCGAGACUGACAUUUUAUUAGCGGAGCACGGCCGUUUGUGCAUUUAAGCCCUUAACAGAUAACAUGUCACUACACAGCCUGAAUCAGGUUACUGAAAUAUAUUACUGACAUUCUGAGCUUUCAAAAUACUUAAUGAAAAUGAUCUAAAAUAAUUAAAAAAAAAGUUAUUCAGAGGAAGUUUUGUUACUGUAUUAUUCAAGGUCAAUUAAGAAAUGCAGUCUUUAAACGAAACAAGUGCACUCGAGAUUAGCUGUUGCUUGUUUUUGCCAAAUGUGUUCGAGUUGACAAUGUGAACAUGCUGAAAUUGUGAUUUAUGCUGUCGAUUGUUUCAGUAAAUGUUCUCUGGGACAAUUCUUAUUGUAGUUUUGCAUCAUAUUCUCUUAAUAAACAGCCAGUUUUCAAUUA
Molecule: messenger RNA, 6032 nt
Organism: Ctenopharyngodon idella (grass carp)
Lineage: Eukaryota; Metazoa; Chordata; Actinopteri; Cypriniformes; Xenocyprididae
Gene: atp7a
Product: ATPase copper transporting alpha
Exons: 23
Coding region: 497-4936 (1479 amino acids)
Biological process (GO): monoatomic cation transport
Cellular component (GO): membrane
Molecular function (GO): ATPase-coupled monoatomic cation transmembrane transporter activity; ATP binding; copper ion binding
Source: RefSeq, a predicted model, not a curated record